Messenger RNA from Populus trichocarpa (black cottonwood), 1875 nucleotides. RefSeq lists its product as uncharacterized. Gene Ontology annotation, biological process: transmembrane transport. The transcript is spliced from 14 exons. Gene Ontology annotation, cellular component: membrane. Gene Ontology annotation, molecular function: transmembrane transporter activity. The coding region runs from base 439 to 1773 and encodes 444 amino acids. Lineage: Eukaryota; Viridiplantae; Streptophyta; Magnoliopsida; Malpighiales; Salicaceae. The record is from RefSeq and is a predicted model, not a curated record.
AUAUAUUGGAUCUUCCCCUCCUCAAGGAAGAUUUUUUCCCCUAUCAAAUAACAUGGAAAAAAAAAUUCUCGUAAAUUUAUGAAUAUAUUUCAAGGCCAAAUGCCUAGUAAGGGUCAGGUUGGCUGAUCUAUGGUCAUAUCACCACACCAGCACUCCAUCGUCAAUCACAAGCAAACUAGCCCUUAACACACGACAACCUUAAUCCAGCACGAGAAUUCUUGUUGUUAGCACAAGAACCCCUGCUUUACUGCGUUUGUCACCCCAUAAAUACCACGAGGACUAAUCCCUUUUCUCUACCAUAAGUCAAAAACAUCAUUGUCAACUUCCACUUUCUUUGAUCUCCAACACUGAUCUGACAUCAAUUAUCCAUCCCACCACUUCUGGUAGUAUUUCUUUUGUUUCUUGCAAGAAAAGUGCUUAGUUCUUGAAAUAUUAGUAAUGGUGUUUAAGGAUUGUUUAGUUGGGUUCAAAGAGCUUAGGCCUUUAGUACACUUGUUGUUGCCACUAUUUUUUCAUUGGAUUGCUGAGGAAAUGACUUUUUCUGUUCUUGUUGAUGUUCUUACUUCUGCUUUAUGUCCUGGUCAAACUACUUGCUCUGAGGUUAUUUAUAUCAGUGGUCUCCAACAAACGGUGGUGGGAAUUUUCAAAAUGGUGGUAAUACCACUCCUAGGCCAGCUUGCAGAUGAGUAUGGGCGUAAACCGCUUCUCCUCAUUACUGUAUCAACAUCCAUGUUCCCUUUUGCCGUACUUGCCUGUAACCAAUCUAGGGAUGCUGUGUAUGUGUACUAUGUGCUUCGGACAAUUUCAUUUAUUUUAAGUCAAGGGAGUAUUUUCUGCAUUGCUGUUGCUUAUGCGGCAGAUAUUAUCAAAGAAGAAAACAGGGCUACAGCAUUUAGUUGGAUCACUGGUUUCUUUUCUGCUUCUCAUGUCGUAGGCAAUCUUCUGGCACGUUUUCUCCCUGAGAAAUACAUCUUUGUGGUUUCAAUUGCUCUCUUGAUCUUUGGUUCAGUUUAUAUGUAUUUCUUUCUAGUUGAGACAGUUGAACGGGUUGAUAAGAGGGAGCGAGAUUCAACCUUCUUGACUAAGAUAAUAAACGUCACUCGCAAAAGAUAUGAAUCAAUGAGAUAUGCAGCAGUGGUAGUGUUUAGAAGUCCUACACUGAAAAUCAUUUCAUUCGUUUCCUUCUUCUAUGAGUUGGGAAUGUCUGGCAUCAGUUCAGUUUUACUAUUCUAUCUGAAGGCAGUGUUUGGUUUUAACAAGAAUCAAUAUUCGGAAAUUCUGUCAGCGGUAGGAAUUGGUGCAAUCUUUUCUCAGAUUUUGGUGCUUCCUCUUCUCAGUCCAUUGGUUGGAGAGGGAGUGAUAUUAUGUCUAGCCUUACUUGCAUCAAUAGCUUAUGGUUUGCUUUAUGGCUUGGCGUGGGCAUCUUGGGUGCCAUACUUGAGUGCCGCAUUUGGAGCCAUUUAUGUCCUCGUGAAGCCUGCUACUUAUUCUGUUAUUUCUAAAGGAUCAAGCUCAGUGAAUCAGGGAAAAGUGCAGGGAUUUAUUGCCGGUGUCCAAUCAAUAGCAAGUUUAUUAUCCCCACUUGCAAUGAGUCCAUUGACUUCAUGGUUCCUCUCUAGUGAUGCACCUUUCAACUGUAAAGGUUUCAGCAUCAUAGUUGCUUCUGUAAGCAUGAUGAUUGCUUUAUGCUUUGCUUGCCUGCUUAAGCCGGCCGAAAUGUCGGGCCAUGACAUGGAGGAAGAAAUUGAAGCACCACUUUUAGGUGAAAGUUAACUGAGUACCGAACAAGAUACUUCAUUUAUUCUUCACGACCAGAUGAUGUACAUAUCCAGAUAUCCCUUACAUCAUGCUUAAUGCAAUUACUUUUUGCCUAAA